AUGCAACUGAAUAUACGUGAUAUUAAGCGCAACGCUCACCAGGUCCUGGGCAUGAUCUUGAUCUUGUCCGGGGCUUUCAUGUGCUACAAAGCACUUUCGCUCAUUGCAAACACGUCAACCCCGGUGGUUGUUGUCUUAUCUGGCAGUAUGGAGCCUGCUUUCCAGCGGGGAGAUAUUUUGUUCAUGUGGAAUCGUCAAAGCCGCGUCAACGUCGGAGAUAUUGUUGUUUAUGACACAAAAGUGAGAAACAUUCCAAUUGUGCACCGAGUACUCCGCCAGCAUGCUAGCUCACGCAAACAGCUUGUUCUCACCAAGGGCGACAACAACCCCCUCGACGACUUGGACCUCUACGCCUACAAGCAAAUGUACCUGGACCGUGCAAAAGAUAUUACUGGUGGUGUUGUAAAGGCGUACUUCCCCAAGCUAGGCUACGCUACCAUCCUACUCACAGAGAACCCUACUCUUCGGACAGUUGUGAUUGGUAUCUCGUUGUUGAGCCAGCUCCUCUCUAACGAAUGA
This is a messenger RNA of Wickerhamiella sorbophila, 519 nucleotides long. RefSeq names its product Signal peptidase complex catalytic subunit SEC11. Gene Ontology annotation, molecular function: serine-type endopeptidase activity. The coding region runs from base 1 to 519 and encodes 172 amino acids. Gene Ontology annotation, cellular component: signal peptidase complex; membrane. The record is from RefSeq and is a predicted model, not a curated record. The transcript has a single exon. Lineage: Eukaryota; Fungi; Ascomycota; Dipodascomycetes; Dipodascales; Trichomonascaceae.